CCCGUUCCGGUGCCGCCCGCCCGUUCCCGGCGGGGCGGAGCAGGGCUGCCCUCGGGGCCGCGGCGGCAGACGGGCGAAGCGCCAUGUGGCUGUACGCGCUGCUCUUCCUCGCCCUCCUCCUCCUCCUCCUCCUCGCCCGGUCCCCGUGGGGGGCGGGAGGCGGCCCCAGCCCCUUCGCCGCCGAUACCCGCCGCCCGCCCGCCCCGCUCGUCACCGACAAGGCUGCCCGCAGGACGGUCGUCAAGACAGUUUUCUCAGCAGAUAAAGUCCCCGAGGGGCUCGAUGCCAUCGUGGUGGGCAGCGGCAUCGGGGGCCUGGCAGCUGCCGCGCUGCUGGCGAAGGCAGGCAAGCGGGUGCUGGUGCUGGAGCAGCACGGGAAGCUGGGGGGCUGCUGCCACACCUUCAGCGAGAAGGGCUUCGAGUUUGACACCGGUAUCCACUAUGUGGGGCAGAUGCAGGAGGGCUCCAUCAUCCGUUUCAUGGUGGACCAGCUGACGGAGGGGCAGCUGGAGUGGGCUCAGCUGCCGGCCGUCUACGACACCGUGGUUUUGGGGGAGCCCAGCAGCGGCAGGACGUAUCGCAUCUAUUCGGGGAAGAAGGAAUAUUUCCAAGGCCUGAAGGAGCAGUUUCCCGGGGAGGGGGCCGCUAUUGAUGAGUUUGAGCGGCUGGUGAAGAGCGUCGGCAGAGGGACCAUGCUGGUGGGUGUCUUGAAAAUGAUCCCCCGGGUGCUGGCCAUGCUGCUGUGCCGCUCGGGGCUGCUGCCACGGCUCAGCCCCUUCUGCCGGCUGGCAUCGCGCAGCCUGAAGGAGGUGGUGGACGGUCUCACCACCAACCGCGAGCUCAGGGCCGUCUUCAGCUACAUCUUCCCCACCUACGGCGUGGUCCCCUCGAAGGCCAGCUUCUCCAUGCACAGCAUCCUGGUGAACCACUUCCUCCACGGUGCGUGGUACCCCAAAGGGGGGGCUGGGGAAAUUGCCUUCCACAUCAUUCCCGUUAUCCGCAAAGCUGGAGGAAAUGUGUUUGGAAAGGCACCAGUGCAGACGAUUCUGCUGGACGCCCAGGGCAAAGCCUGCGGUGUGAGUGUCAAGAAAGGCCAAGAUUUGGUGAACAUCUUUGCUCCUGUUAUCAUUUCGGAUGCUGGGAUCUUCAACACCUACGAACGGCUCCUGCCAGCGGAGGCACGGGCUUUGCCUGAGAUCCAGUCUCAGCUUCGCAUGGCAACACACGGCGAAGGGGGUUUCACCGUCUUCGUAGGUCUCAAUGGCUCAAGGGAAGAGCUGGGGCUGGAGCCCACCAACUACUUCAUGUACCCAGGAAAUGACCUGGAUGAAAUAAUGAAUCGCUACCUGGCUUCUUCCAGAGAAGCAGCUGCCAAGAACAUCCCUGUCAUAUUUGUCACCUGCCCAUCGGCCAAGGACCCCACCUGGGAAACAAGGCACCCAGGUAAAUCCACGCUGGCCAUCGUGACCUUCACCAAAUAUGAGUGGUUUGAGGAGUGGAAGGAUGAGCAGGUCCAAAAACGGGGAGACGAUUAUGAGGAGUUGAAGAAGACCUUUGUGGACACCAUCAUGCAGGUUGUCUUCAAGCUCUACCCUCGCAUCGAGGACAGGAUCGAGUACAUCUCUGGAGGGACGCCCCUCACCAACCAGCACUACAUCGCCAGCCCCAAGGGCGAGUUCUACGGCAUUGACCACAGCAUUGCCCGCCUGCAAGCCAAAGCCAUUGCUACUGUGAGGGCACAGACGGCUGUCCCCAACCUCUACCUGACAGGGCAGGAUUUGUGCCUGGGCGGCUUUGUGGGAGCCCUGCAAGGAGCCUUCAUCUGCGCCAGCGCUGUCCUCAAGCGCAACAUCUACGUCGACGUGGCACGGCUGAAAAAGCGCACGCAGGCUACCGAUGCUAAGAAGAGGGACUAACGCCUGCUGUCCCACCAGCCAGGACCUCCCUUUCCCCCCAGCCCACCGGAUCACCCCCUUAUUUUCUGCUGUAAAUCGCCUGUAGCACAUCCUUCUCUAACACGAAGCCAAAGGAUUACAGCCCAGGAACAUGCCAUUCCCAUUUCCAGCCAGCUUGCCUUGGACCUUACCCACCUAGAGCUCACCUCCUUCCACCACAACAUCCACCACUAGCGAGUAAAAGCCAGCGCUGAUCCCUGGCUGCCCUUUUGAGGGCAAAACUCUCCUCCCAGCAUAGGGAAGAGGUGCUCCAAGAGCUGCCGUGUGCAGCAGUGGCCAGGAGAGAAGUCAAGGCAACCCCAAAAACCAGGCUGCACCAGAAGGCAAAACACAACAGCUUCUACUAACAACACCCAUGGUCACUUGAUCCCCCGCAGUGUCCGAGAGCUGCCUGGACCAUCGGAAGAGCAUCAGCCUUCACCUGCAACCCCCAGACCUGCUGGGUCAAGGGGAGCAAGCCCCAUGGGGAUGCUUUCCCCCUUUCAGACAGCAGCUUUGGCAUCGAGUUGGGCUCCUGAAGCUUCACUGGGCUCGUUAAGCUCCACGUGGGGCUCGGCAGCCCUGGGGGUUGCGGAGGCAGAGGAAGCAGCGCCUCCCCAAGACGGGGCCGUGCACGGGCUUGUCCGGGCAGCAUCAGGCAGGUUUGGCAAACCCCUGCAAGCUGCUGGACAGGCACCGUCUGCAUUUCAGCAAGGGGAAAAAAAUCACACCAACCCAAGCCCCAUUGCUGUGUUUUAAUGAAGGUGCCCAGGUGAGGCUCACAGACAUGGUCCUUUAGGAAGGUGCCAGCUCCUGGCUCAAUGGGUUGGUGGAGUAAGUGGGUCCUUCUGGCAGGCCAAGGCCAGGCGUGAAGGGAUUUAAGCCAGAUUUAAAGCUCUUUAAAAGCAACGGUACUUGCUAGCUGUGCAGUGCUUUCAAAGUCAUACCUUGUUGCAGCAGAGUAGCAGGACUGUGAUGCAGCCCCUCAGCCCUGCAAUGCUGCUGAUAUUUUGGUGCUGCUUUACCCCCCAUCGCUCAGAGACGCGCGAUGGUGCAAACACCCACUCCUUUAGCAUUAAAAAAAGCGUAGCCUUUCUGUCUGCUGGGAAAAGCUUGGGAAGACGAUCAAAGCCCUCUCCAAAUGGGAAGGGAAGCACGAGACCAGAAAUAAAUAAAAUAAGCAUCUUGUGAUUCGCAC
This is a messenger RNA of Harpia harpyja (harpy eagle), 3132 nucleotides long. RefSeq names its product retinol saturase (gene RETSAT). The record is from RefSeq and is a predicted model, not a curated record. Bases 84 to 1916 code for a protein of 610 amino acids. The transcript is spliced from 11 exons. NCBI's taxonomy places the organism in Eukaryota, Metazoa, Chordata, Aves, Accipitriformes, Accipitridae.